GGGUGUGUUUCAGUUUGACAAGCCAACGUCUUAGAAAGACUCAACAAGAGCUUUAAAGUGUCUCUGAAUGCUGGAUUUUAAGAACAAAAUCUGAAGAUGUUGGGAAUCCUUUAAAAAUUAGAUUCCAUACCAAUUCACAUUUUAAAUCUGUACAGAAUUGCCACUUCUGUCCUGCCGAGGGCCGCCCCUCCAAACUCUGUGAGUCUCCAAAACUGCUUCAUGUUUGCACGGAGUUAUUUACGAAUGCUCAGCCUUCCUCCCAACUCGCUUGACGAUCUUGAGCAGUCUUUUGAAAGUUUUGUUUACUAAUUAUAAAGGAAGGUUUGCUCUCUUGGACAGAACAGCUCAGCGCUGUUAUUGGGGACUGUAAAACGCAGCAGCCGGGGGAGUUACUGAUUAACGUUGAUCCUGGUCUUGUAAAAAACGUCAUUGCUUUUCCCAGCCGAAGGGAUGCUCGGAGAGCAAACGAAGUGACCGUUGAGUCGUAGGGGACAAAGCGCCUUUAUAAAGAGAGCAGUCAAAUCCCCAGACACAAGUUUGCCGGGGGCUGGUCCAUGCCAUUGCCCUGAGGCGACGGCCUUCUUCAUGGAAGGCUCCACAGACAGCUUGUGUGUUGAGAACAAAGCCGUUGCUUCUGCUGGGGAGGUGGGCCAGCCAGGAAGGGCGAAAGAAAACACUGUACUGAUGGACCAGCCAGCCCCUCCCAAAGAGCCGCCUCCUGAAAUGGACAGUGGCCCAGGGGGUGAAGUUUGUUCCCCAGAAGAGGACCGUUCUUGUCAUUCAGCCUCCGCAGAAGGUCCGGCUACUUCUCAGCUUGGAGCUCCAGAAGAUUCGGCCUCUCUGCAGCCACCCACUCCAGUCAUGUCCCACUCGCGCCCGUCCGACGUCUCGCUCGCCGAGAUGGAUUGCCUGGUGUGUUUCAACCGGUACAGCCCAGGCCGGCGGCCGAAGCUCCUGGCCUGCCAGCACGCUUUCUGCGCCGUGUGCCUGAAGCUCAUCUUGUGGAACCAAGGCCAGACCUGGCUCAUCACCUGCCCUCUCUGCCGGAAACCCACCGUGGUUUUUGGUGGGCUCGUCUGCAGCCUUCGCGACAAAGAGGACCUCUUGGGGCGGCUGGAGAGUCCUGGCCCGGGGGCCGAGGUGCCCUGCCCUCCUGACUUUCCUAGCCUAGCAGACCCCUGCCCAGUUUCCCAGAACCAAGAAGAUGCCAGCCGUGGGGAUAACCGAGCGGCUGCCAAGAGGCUGGUUUUGCUGCUGCUCCUGCUCGCGAUGCUGAUCGUGCUCAUCCUCCCGUUUAUGUACACAGGCCUCCUGAAGUGGGCCUUGUGCUUCGUGGCCGCCCUGGGGCUCUUGAUGUCCGCGGUUCUUUGCUGCAACCCUGGCUGGGAGUGCUCGUGCUGCCCACUGCCUCCCUGGAGGAAAAAAGAGGGCCAAUUGGCCUCCGUCGCCUAAAAAAGACCUGGACGCCUCGUUUCGCUGGCAAGCAGGAUCCCCGAGGAGUGAGGCGUACUGGGAGAUCGUACUGCUGGGGGGGGGGAUCCCUUGCUUGCUGCUGAACCAUGCAGGGUCCUCUCUCUCUCUCUCUCUCUCUCUCUCUCUCUCUGAGUCCCAAGCCGGGACUUUGAGAGCUGUUGCUGGUGGGAAGACCUGUCCCAGCUCAGGCCGAGACCAGCAAAACGGGGCCUGUUGCCAAACAAGAGACCCGGGGAGGGGGGCAGGGCAGGGCAGCAUUUUUUGCUCAAAUCAUCUCUAAUCUGCCUUCGCCUUGAUCUUGGCUUCUCCUGGCUGCAGCGGGAAUCCCCAGACAGAUCUGCUGCUCUCGGCUGAGUGCUGCCAUGUGCACUACAGACAAGCAAGCCUGGUGUUUUUGUUUCCUGAUCAUGUUCUCCCGGAUGGUCACUGUCUGACUUCUGGGUUUGGAAGGGGGAUGAGACCCAUCCACAGGGAAGAGGUUGAGCAGGCGGCUGUUAGCCAAGGCGUCCAAAGCGAACCUGGGAAUGGGGCAGAGCGUCUGCUUGGCAUGCAGAAGGUCUGAGGUCCGGUCCCUGGUAUCUCACGGAAGGGCUGCCGAGCGCUGCUGCCAGUCAGAGUAGGCAAUACUGAGCUAGAUGGGCCAAUGGUUUGGCUCCGUAUAAGGCAAUUUCUGUGUUCAUAAUGCAUUUGGUGGGGGACUCGGUCGCUGAGGGGCAGGGUAUCUGCUUUGUAUGCAGAAAGUUCCAGGUUUGGUCCCUGGCAGCAUUGCUGGGAAGGGCUCCAGCCUCAUACCUUCCUAACCUGAAAAACCCACCCUUGCCAUGUGGCGAGUUUCAUUUUCAUUUUCGAAGGGCAGAAGACAAAUAUGCCGAGGAGGAUUGAUCUCGCUAUGGGUCUUGGCAGCUUAAUAGAGCCUCCAGGUUCAGAAGCAGUGUAUCUGUGAAUGGCAGUUGAUGGAAAGCGUCAAGGGCUGCUGUCUUCAUGCCCUGCUGGCAAGCUUACUGGAAGCCUGCCGCAAGUUGCUAAACUAACUGGCCAUGUUGUCUGAGCCAGCAAGGUAGUUCUUAUGUUCUUAAAUGAGUCACCCGGCAGCAAUGGCCCAUGAGAGGUAGGCAGAACAUCCAUGCACAGAGGCAGUGACUGGACACGCAGAUCAAGCAGUGGUAAUUUUGGAAUAAUUAAACACCAAGAGAGAGGGUUUGUUUUUAGUCUAGGAUUUCGUCAGGACCACAGAUGCACACCCAUACAUCCAAAGCAAGCCACUAACUUGGGUUUCUCUGGGGAAAAGUUAUGCAUCAUGCAGUAUUGUCAAAAUAUGUUCUCUGUCAGAGAAAUGUGUAUAUGUAAGAAGUGUAAGAUCUGUAUAAAGAUAUUUCUACUUGCA
Hemicordylus capensis (graceful crag lizard) is the source of this 2857-nucleotide messenger RNA. Its product is annotated as E3 ubiquitin-protein ligase RNF186-like. The transcript has a single exon. Lineage: Eukaryota; Metazoa; Chordata; Lepidosauria; Squamata; Cordylidae. Gene Ontology annotation, biological process: protein ubiquitination. The coding region runs from base 586 to 1452 and encodes 288 amino acids. Gene Ontology annotation, molecular function: ubiquitin protein ligase activity. The record is from RefSeq and is a predicted model, not a curated record.